AUGGAACAGUUGAAUGCCACCAAUCAUAGCUCUACCGUAGUUAACUCUGAACAGUUCACUCUUACAGCAGUUAGUGUGAUGAAUCUACUGGCUCAACUGGAGUGGAGGGCCAUCGCAUUGGCCAUUCUUGCGUCUAUAUUGAUGACUUUGGUCGACGGCCACGGAAGAUUAUUUGAUCCACCAUCGCGCUCUACUGCUUGGAGAGUUGGUUUUGACACACCCAAAGAUUACAAUAGGCAAUGGUUGGUGAAUUCGGGUCGAUGUGGAGUGUGCGGCGAUCCCUAUGACGAGGUGAUUAAGCCACAUGAGGCUCCCGGUGGCCUUUUUGCCACUGGGACGAUCGUGCGGAAUUACACGCAAGGCCAAAUUAUUCCCGUCACGAUUCAGAUAACGGCUACGCACAGGGGCUUCUAUGAAUUCAAGCUCUGUCCCAAUAACAAUCCAAAGAAAGAUCCUACUCAAGACUGUUUCGAAAGGUAUCCAUUGAAUUUUGUGGACGAAACGGGCGCUACUGACCCCACGUUUAACCUGGAGAAACUAUCACCCGCCACUUAUCAGGUCCAAAUUCAGCUACCUCCUGAAGUCACAUGUAGUCAAUGUAUAAUCCAGUGGACAUACGUGACGGGUAAUCGAUGGGGAGUUUGUCCAGACGGAUCGAGCAGAUUAGGUUGUGGACCGCAGGAGUCAUUUCGGGCCUGCUCCGACGUAGCCAUUGCACCAUUCGGAGAUAUCUCACCUCAGACAACGACGGUGGCUCCCAUUUCGGUUGCAGCCGUUCUUCUAACUACAUCUUCAACAUCAACCCCGACCGCCGGAAUCCGCCCGACAACAACCCAGGCAACUACAAUCACCUCCGUUAGCCCGUUGGUAACAGCAACUGCGGUUACCUCGCCAUCUGCCCCACCAUUUUUGAUGACUACAACAAGGCGACCGGUUCGACCUACAAGGCCCUUGAGGCCAGUCCGGCCAAUGCGUCCCACCCGUCCUACACCUCCUACUAUCUGGUCAACAACCCAAAGACCUGGAACUGCUCCGGUUUUCACCAUAUCGCCGAUAUUUGGCCUUUUAACAAGACCACCAAUUCAAGCUAUCCUACGACCUACGGUGUUGCCUACUUCUCCUACCCCAGCCACUACUGUUCGACCCGUUCCGGUCCCAUCUGUUGACAGCGUAGAGUGUACAAACUAUGUUCCUGUCGCUUCACAAAACAGCAUGCCCGGCAUGACAGUCUGGUGUAACAAUAAUUGUCGACUCGGGUAUUGCCCUAAAGAUUACUGCAAGUGUGCUCAAUAAUUCACGCACCAAGUUCUCUUUUACCAAUGGCCGAGAAUUUAAAAUGUAAACAAAAUGUUAAGUGCUGCAAGCUAUUAAUGACGUUAAUUAUUGAGCAUUACAAAAAUGAUCUCUUUUCCCCA
Molecule: messenger RNA, 1415 nt
Organism: Daphnia magna
Lineage: Eukaryota; Metazoa; Arthropoda; Branchiopoda; Diplostraca; Daphniidae
Exons: 6
Coding region: 1-1293 (430 amino acids)
Source: RefSeq, a predicted model, not a curated record